AGCAUCAACCAUCUGAAGCCUCAGGUGGAGGAACUGUCUCAAUCCUCCAACUCCGUCUACAGAUACGUCAACAGCAUCUCCACGUCUCUGAGGGAGAGGCAGGUAGUCAUCAACGAUAACAGCCGGGUGGUGAGUCAGUACACCGACCGGGUGGAGGAGCAACACGCCUACAUCAAAGAGACCGUGGACACCGUGUUCCCCUCCAACAUCAGAGUGCUGCAGGGCGUCCUGGAGAAGAUCCGUCAGAAGAUCCUGAAGCUGGAGAAGGCGAUCCAGACUCAGAGGGAGGAGUGCAGGGAGCCCUGCACCACCAAGUGCCCCAUCCCCGUGGUGUCCGGUAAGGAGUGUGAGGAUAUUUUCCGCCGUGGAGGAAAAGACUCCCAGAUGUACAUGAUCCAGCCCGACAGCUUCACUGCUCCGUACCGAGUCUUCUGUGAUCAGACCACGCAGAACGGAGGCUGGCUUCUCAUCCAGAACAGGCAGGACGGCAGCGUGGACUUUGGGCGACGUUGGGACGAAUAUCGACGCGGAUUUGGGAACAUCGCCUCCGACUCUGGGAAGGGUCACUGUCAGACUCCUGGUGAGUACUGGCUGGGUAACGACCGCAUCAGUCAUGUGACCAAGAUGGGCCCCACCGAGGUCCUCAUCGAGAUGGAGGACUGGACCGGAGCCAAGGUCCAUGCUCAGUACCAACAGUUCACAAUCCAAUCAGAGACGUCCAACUACGUGAUGGCGGUGGACGGAUACUCCGGGAAUGCCGGGAACUGUUUCCUGGACGGAUCCACGGAACUGUUUGGUGAAAACCGCACGAUGACCAUGCACAACAGCAUGAUGUUCAGCACCUACGACCGAGACAACGACAACUGGAUCCCAGGUGAUCCGUCUAAACAAUGCGCCAGAGAGGAUGGAGGCGGCUGGUGGUACAACCGCUGCCACUCGGCCAAUCCCAACGGACGAUACUACAUCGGAGGAGCGUACACUCGCCGAAUGGCCAAACACGGCACGGACGACGGCGUGGUGUGGAUGAACUGGAAGGGCAGCUGGUAUUCUCUGAAAGCCAUCAGCAUGAAGAUCAGGCCGUUCUUCGCCUCCAGAUAAUCAGAGAGCAUCAUCAACGCACACAUACGGGAAACCGCCAAAAUAAAAGACAGGAGAGGAAUGUGUGGCUUUAGGGUUUGGGGUCAAACAGCUUCAAAACUCUUUGUAGCUCAUUUUCAAGUGUGUCCUUUAUUUUAGCUGUAACCUUAAAGUUGGUGGACACACACACUCAAACACAACUUUUACUGAGAGUCUCGGCAUGUGCUGAUGUAUACAAACAUAAGCUUAAGAACAAAGUGAAAUAAGAAUUGAUAAAAAGUAAGAUUAUUGUGUCAUGUCUACAGGAAAAGAGAAGCAUGGUACUGGUUGUGAGUGUUUGUGCUCUGUCCUUUCUCGUGAUGUGUGACUUCUUCGGUGUGCAGAACAAGGACGAGUCAACAGACUGUCCUCCGCUACUCAAUAAACACGUUGAGGAACAUA
Notothenia coriiceps (black rockcod) is the source of this 1518-nucleotide messenger RNA. RefSeq names its product fibrinogen beta chain (gene fgb). NCBI's taxonomy places the organism in Eukaryota, Metazoa, Chordata, Actinopteri, Perciformes, Nototheniidae. Gene Ontology annotation, cellular component: fibrinogen complex. The annotation marks the transcript as partial. Gene Ontology annotation, biological process: platelet activation; fibrinolysis; blood coagulation, common pathway. Gene Ontology annotation, molecular function: protein-macromolecule adaptor activity; extracellular matrix structural constituent; signaling receptor binding. The transcript is spliced from 8 exons. The record is from RefSeq and is a predicted model, not a curated record.